AUGGUUUCAUCCCUGACCCAGAACUAACGAAACUUAUCACUUGACUCUCUCUGGUAUUGUGUUUGAAUACCGAGAAAGAGCAAGGAAAAGACAAAAGAGACUAAAAGAGUAACAUAAUGGCUGUAGGAGGUUUCGCUGUCGAUGGAUCCUCCAAUUUUAAUGGGAGGAUCACACUCUCAGUUGUUCUCACCUGCAUCGUCGCUGCAUCAAGUGGCCUCAUAUUCGGCUUUGACAUCGGAAUUUCAGGAGGUGUAACGACAAUGGCGCCAUUUCUGCAGAAAUUUUUCCCAUCAGUAUUGAGGAAAAUGGCAGAGGCUAAAACAAAUAUGUAUUGUAUGUAUGACAGCCAGGUUUUAACUCUGUUUACAUCAUCACUCUACGUAGCAGGCUUAGCCUCGUCUCUUGUGGCUAGCCGCCUAACGGCAGCAAUAGGCCGCCGAAACAUAAUGGUGCUUGGUGGCAUCACUUUCCUUGCUGGUGCUGGCAUCAAUGGUGGGGCCGAAAAUAUAGUCAUGCUCAUCUUAGGCCGUAUCUUGCUUGGAUUUGGUGUUGGUUUCACUAAUCAGGCAACUCCUAUAUACCUCUCAGAGGUGGCACCUUCAAAAUGGCGUGGCGCCUUCAAUACAGGCUUCCAGUUUUUCAUUGGCAUUGGUGUGGUCGUAUCCAAUUGCAUAAAUUUUGGCACAGCUAAACUCAGCUGGGGCUGGCGCCUCUCACUGGGGCUUGCUGGGGUACCCGCUGCUGUCAUGACAAUAGGUGCCCUUUUCAUAACUGACAGUCCCAGUAGCUUAGUGGAACGAGGCAAAGUCGAGAAAGCUAGGAGUUCUCUACAGAAAGUUCGAGGGAAAGACAUCGAUGUGGAAGCUGAGCUAGAUGAUAUUAUGAAGUCCAGUGAAAUUGCCAAAGCUUCGGCUGACGAAUCUUUCCUGACCAUAUUUGAGAGGAAGUACAGACCUCACCUAAUUAUGGCAAUUGCCAUACCGUCUUUUCAACAGCUGACUGGCAUUAACAUUAUUGCAUUCUAUGCUCCGCAACUUUUCCAAUCAGUUGGUUUUGGAAGUGAUUCAGCUUUAAUAGCAUCUAUCAUACUGGGACUGGUUAAUCUUGGCUCCAUUCUUGUGUCUACGGGUGUGGUUGACCGCUAUGGUCGAAGAUCCUUGUUCCUGGUGGGCGGGGUUUUAAUGUUUGUUUGUCAGAUUGCUGUUUCUUUCGUGCUAGCGUAUGCAUCAGGUGUUGCAGGCAACAAGGAAAUGAGCAGGGGAUAUGCCAUAUUAGUACUCGCACUAAUGUGCGUCUAUGCCGCUGGUUUUGGUUGGUCCUGGGGUCCUCUAGCCUGGCUCAUUCCAAGUGAAAUAUUUCCGAUCAAAAUUAGAGCCACUGGUCAAAGCAUAGCUGUUGCUAUGAAUUUCGCAAUAACGUUUGUGCUAUCACAGACAUUCUUGACUAUGCUAUGCCACUUCAAAUUCGGCACAUUCUUGUUCUAUGCUGGUUGGAUUGGGAUAAUGACCUUAUUUAUUGCAUUUUUCUUGCCUGAGACAAAGGGUAUUCCACUGGAUUCAAUGUAUGCUGUGUGGGAGAGGCAUUGGUUUUGGCGCCGAUUUGUUAAAGACUAAACCCCAACACCAACUCUACAUCAUCAACAGAUAUUAUAUAGUUCUCAAUUCAAUAAGUCUUAAAGAGUCAAAAAUAUAUCUGUUUAUAGUGGCUCUGACCUUUGUUCUUGUUUUCCCACUACAUUAUGUCUAGUGUCUACCAAGUACCUAAGAUUUAUGUAAUUUCCAUUAAUGCUUCUAUAUUGUGAUGUAAAAACACAAUUUUGAUAUUUCUUCCAACAGUUGUCGUGUUUGACAGAAUCUCCAGGAUACAAUUGAACUAGCUUUAUAUGUUAA
Molecule: messenger RNA, 1889 nt
Organism: Pistacia vera
Lineage: Eukaryota; Viridiplantae; Streptophyta; Magnoliopsida; Sapindales; Anacardiaceae
Product: sugar transport protein 5
Exons: 4
Coding region: 117-1613 (498 amino acids)
Biological process (GO): monosaccharide transmembrane transport
Cellular component (GO): membrane
Molecular function (GO): monosaccharide transmembrane transporter activity
Source: RefSeq, a predicted model, not a curated record